Molecule: messenger RNA, 1131 nt
Organism: Nicotiana attenuata
Lineage: Eukaryota; Viridiplantae; Streptophyta; Magnoliopsida; Solanales; Solanaceae
Exons: 1
Coding region: 1-1131 (376 amino acids)
Source: RefSeq, a predicted model, not a curated record
AUGGUGAAAGACCAAUCUCUAGUUUGCAAGUUAAAUAAAUCCUUAUAUAGUUUGAAACAAGCAAGUAGGCAGUGGUAUGAGAAGUUAACUGAGGCUUUGUGCUCCAAAGGUUUCAACCACAACAUGAAUGACUAUUCAUUAUUUUACAAGCAGCAAGGUGAUUCAGUGGUUUAUGGGGCAGUGUAUGCAGAUGAUGUCUUGGUCACAAGUACAAAUCAGGAGGAAAUAGGUUAUUUGAAAGCUUUCCUUCUUGAUAAGUUUAAGAUAAACGACUUAGGCAACUUGCAUUACUUCUUAGGUCUCGAAGUCCUAUACAAGCAUGAUAGUGUGAUUAUGUCUCAAAGGAAGUUUGUUUUAGAUUUACUAAAAGAGUACAACUGUUUGGAGUAUAGUGUUUUGAGUUCUCCAUUUGAUCCUAAUGAAAAGUUAAAGGCCAAGGAGGGAAAACCAUUAGAGGAUCCCACCUCCUACAGAGAGUUAAUAGGCAAAUUAAACAUCCUUACCAACACAAGACUUGAUAUAGCCUUUGGAGUGCAACACUUGAGCCAAUUCAUGCAAGACCUUAGGGAACCUCACUUGAAGGCAACCUAUCACUUACUAAGAUAUCUCAAGGGCGAUCCUACUUUGGGAGUCUUUAUGUCUAACAUUGCAGACUGGUCUGUUAGAGCAUUUUGUGAUUUUGAUUGGGCUUCCUACCCAGACUCAAGAAGGUCUGUGAGUGGGUACAAGUCUAAAAAGCAGGAGACUAUUUCAUUAUCCUCAGCAGAGGCUACGUACAUGUCGCUUAGGAAAGUGAUUGGUGAACUGGUCUGGUUGAGUAGGCUACUGACUGAACUAAGAGUUCCUUCUAUUCAUCCAAUUGUAGUGUUUUGUGAUAGUUUGUCAGCCCUAAAUAUCGCUAAGAAUCCUGUAUUUCAUGAACGUACAAAACACAUCGAAGUUGAUUGCCAUUUUGUGAGGAAACAACUACAAGAGGGUCUCAUCUCUUUGCAUCAUAUUACUACUGACCAGCAACUCACAUAUAUCCUUACAAAAUCUCUCACAGGCAUCAAGCAUUCUAGUAUUUUGGGCAAGUUGACAGUGUUUUCAACACCUCCAACUCGAGGAGGGGUAUUGAAAUAUAUUAUUUAA